UUGGCAGCCAUUUUUGUUUCAUUUGCCGCUAAAGUGAAAGUGCAGACAGAAGAGAGAAAGAGAGAGAUACAAUCGAAGUUCCAAGGUUCCUAGUUCCCGGAAAAUGGAGAUUUCUCCGGCGGAAGAAAAGCUCGUUGGCUCCGGCGAAGCUGUUACUAAAGAAGUAUCAGACAUAACAAACAAAGCUGUAGACAUUUGUCGGAUUUGCCAAUCACCGGAGGAACCAGACAAUCCGUUGAGACAUCCGUGCGCGUGUCGAGGCUCUCUCAAGUAUAUCCACUCAGAUUGUCUUUUUCUCUGGCUCAAUCGCCGUAAACGCAACCAUUGCGAGAUUUGCAAACAUUGCUACUCAAUUGUGCCGAUUUAUUCCGAGAACGCUCCAGAGAGACUACCAUGGCACGAAUUCUUAAUGGGAUUGCUAAUGAGAGCAUUACGUUUCAUGAACCUGAUGCUUCCUUGGGUUUUCAUGAUUCCUUUCAACGCAUAUUGCUCUUCUUUUCGUCCUUGGGACAGGGAAGGUGUGUUUGUGAACCAGACUGUUUUUGAACUGUCCUUGAAAUUUCCUGGUCUAUUCUACACUGCUGAGAUAGUGUCUAGUACCACCGAUAUGGUUGUUCAAAUGGAAAUCAUAAGAGUGCUUUUAAGGAGACACCCCGAGUUCUUACGUCAUAUGAUCAUCUUAGAGAAUGGUCUAAAAGAUAUAGAUGUUACUGGAAUUGUGCUGCUGUUAGCGAAUCAUUUACACAUUCUGUGUGAUUGGUGGCAUGAUCAGCUCUUACACUUGCCAUUUCUCCAUAUCAUUCAAAGGGGACCUCUUGCACUAGCGUUUGUUCCUCGAAACACGCCGCUUCAUCAAUUUGGAGCUAUCAGAAGGUUUUUUUCCCUUUUGAGUGACAACACUUUUGCUGUUCUUGCCAUCAACAUCUAUUGGUCUUUCUUCAACGUUCUUUUACCAUUUUCGAUUGGACGAGUUGUCUUAGUUCUCCUACGUUGUUUCUCACUCGGUUGGAUUGCAGAAAAUGCAACUGAAGUGGCUGCUGGAGAUAUGGUUAUACGCUCAGUUUUAUUGGCUUUCCUUGCAAGUGUCUUUACUCUGUCUCGAAACACGUAUCUAACAAGAGUCAGAUGGUUUUUACCGUCAGUUAAGGAUACAUUCAUCUUGUGUUUUAAACUCGUUGUUCUGCCUUGGAUACUUGGUUGCUGGCUAGAUUUCUGCACUUUCCAUAUACUAGGAAAGACAGCUUCCCACAGCGUUGAGGUUCUUUCAGACUAUCCACUCAUGGCUGACAAACAUUGGUUAAUGGGAAUGUUGUACUUGGUAGUUGCUUUAAGUUGCAUGGAGCUUAUCCAAAAGAUAGUUCCGAAACGAGCCUUUUGGUAUCUGCUAGAUGUUGCAGAACCAAACUACAAAAUCACCAAACUUCAUCUUGGUCCCAUUCUCUUGGCGUUUGCUUUCCAUGGGGCAAUGGUGGUGAUUGUGCUUCACUUACCAAUAAAAACAAUCAGUCUCAUCAGCCAGUCCUUUUUCCCUCUCCAAUUUGGGGUGUACGAGGAUGAGUUUUUGCUUGGCUUACUUGUUGCUUAUACGGGCCUAAUAAUCUUCGGUCCCCAGUGGUUAGCCAAUUUAAUUAGACCAUCCAUCAGACCCAUAGUUCACAAGUGGGUUAUCACUAUCAGUUCUUUGCUCAAGUUGAGUGAUUUCUUGCUUGGAGAGCCCCGAAAACAACGUGCAAAUCGUAAUGUGAGAGUGAGACCACGUUUUCUAGUAUUUGGCAUAGCUGAAGGCUCUAUGGUCAGUUUGUAUGGAUCUCAAAGCGAUACCACCUGUGAAGAGGACACAAACGACCAAAGAGAUAAAAGGUUUAUGCUGAGGAUUGGAGUGAUGUUGGUUCUAGCUUCUCUGAGUAUGUUUCUUGUUAGUACAACCUUCAUGGCUUUACCAAUUCUACUGGGAAGGGCGUUCUUCCACUCUAUCUCUUUCUUCAUGCUAAGUUUCGGACUCAAACACGACGAUAUUUGUGCUUUCUGGAUUGGAUUCUGUAUCUUGCGAGGAAUCUAUAUCAUCACUUGCUUCGUCUAUGAUCAUUUCGUGACAGGAAGAGUCCAUUUGCUUAUCAACCAUUUCAUGAUCUUCAUCCGGAAUUUCUUGUUAUUCUCCAUAUGGAUCUCAGUCAUACCGGGAUUGCUCGGUCUCCUUAUCGACCUUAUGAUCAUCAUCCCAUCACAAGUUGCGCUAGACGAAUCCCCAGUAUAUAACUUGCUCCACGAUUGGUUGAUCGGUGUACUCGUCCUUCAUAUCUGGAUCUUUCUGACUAUGCUCACACCGAUCAACUGUUUCGCGACUGUGGUGUGGCGGGAAAAGCUUCACAGAAUCACAAGUGUCGGAAUCAACGGACUUCCCUUUAAGUGGCUGAUUCGAGAUGUUAUUGGCUCGAUCAUAGUGUCCCUUUUAUUCACUCUCUGCGUUCCCUACGUGGUGGUGAACUCUCUGUUCCCAAUUCUUGGAUUUUCCAGUGCAGUCAACUUAACCGUCCAGCGGUUCGUUUGGCCGGCGAUCCUAGUCUUUAUUCCCAUAUGGUUUAGUGUCAAGCUCAUUAGUGAUCUUAUCAUUUACCUUCACCAGCUGGAAUUCGAUAACCGAUACAAAGUGGGCGAGAGGCUGGUCGAUUUCACUGAAGAUCUCGAGUAACAAGGACCAAAACCAAUGGUUACUAAUAGAGAGUAGUCUUCAAUUAUAAGCACAUAUAUAUAGUUUCUUAUGUUAUAUCAUCUCUUAAUCUAUAGAAUCUAAGAAAUGCAAUCUACAUCUUAAGACGAUGUCUAGGAUACAAAAGGUUUUGGAAUUAGGUAUUUAUGUUAAUUCCUUGA
Messenger RNA from Arabidopsis lyrata subsp. lyrata, 2868 nucleotides. Its product is annotated as probable E3 ubiquitin ligase SUD1. Gene Ontology annotation, cellular component: endoplasmic reticulum membrane. Gene Ontology annotation, molecular function: zinc ion binding. Lineage: Eukaryota; Viridiplantae; Streptophyta; Magnoliopsida; Brassicales; Brassicaceae. The coding region runs from base 104 to 2689 and encodes 861 amino acids. The record is from RefSeq and is a predicted model, not a curated record. The transcript has 9 exons.